Messenger RNA from Plasmodium vivax (malaria parasite P. vivax), 600 nucleotides. RefSeq names its product variable surface protein Vir35-like. The record is from RefSeq and is a predicted model, not a curated record. NCBI's taxonomy places the organism in Eukaryota, Apicomplexa, Aconoidasida, Haemosporida, Plasmodiidae. The coding region runs from base 1 to 600 and encodes 199 amino acids. The transcript is spliced from 3 exons.
AUGGAGUGGUAUUAUCAUUAUAAUCAUGAUUAUGCAGGUAAUCAUAAUAUUUAUUUAAACAUUAAUUACCUUAAAGGCAAUACCUUGAAAGUAAGAAAUGAUAGAUUACUUACAAAUGAUGAUCCACAGUGCGAAAUAAAACAAAGUAGAAUAAAAGAAAAUUUAAAAGAACCAGAGACGAAAAAUAAAUUAAAAGAUAUCACAGAGUCCUCAGACAUUUACGAAAAGGCAAACAAAAACACAUCAAAUAGUAUGCAUGCUUACAUAAAAAAAUUGGAACGAGGAUAUCCUAAUAAGAAGGGUUUAAAAAGAUUAGAUUGUUAUUAUGAAAAAAAACUGUUUGAUGAAAUGUAUAAAUUAGAUAAAAUUUCAGGACAUAUGAAAAGUAAAAAUAGUUAUAUUAAAAAAGUAAUUUGGAAAAGAUAUGGUUUUCGUUUUGUUAUAUUUUCAUUGGUUCUAUUAUUUGAAGCAGGAAUUUGUAUAUGGUAUUAUUUUGGCAGCAAUAUGGAAUGGACUAAACCUUGUAAAACUAAUGAGAGCGGUCCUUGUGAUACGUGUACAUUUCUAAGAAAAUACUUAUUACCUUCGAAUAUAAAGUAA